ACCUUUUUCCAGUCUUCCCCUCUUCCCUACCCCCCAUCUCAUUCUCUCCUUCUCCAUAGAAACAAAGAAGAACCCAAAAUCCAAGACAGACAGACAGAGAGCCCUUCCAGAAGAUUCAAUUCCCAGCAGAACCAGCCAAAAACUGAUCAAAGGAAGAAGAGGAAGCAGAGCUUCUCCUUCUUCUUCUUGUUGUUGAGAUCAUUUGACUGACAGACAGAGAGACGGACAUAGACAGAGAAUGUGUUUGGUGUGUGGUUGUGAAGAGGAAGAGCGGGAGAUCGGAAGGCAGCAAGCUUCGGGGGCAUGCCCUCACUGCGGCGGCAAGGUCCAGGCGGUGGACGUGGAGACCCACUGGCGGUUCUGCUUCCUCCCCGUCUGCUUCUCCUUCAAGCGCAAGUACUACUGCUCCCUCUGCUCCAAGCGCCUCGUCCUCUACCAGUAGCCGCCCCGCUCCCCGCCCGGUAAAUCAUCGAGGAACCCCGAUCACAUGAACCGACGAAAACCGGGUCCGAGUCGGGUAAUUCAAUCGAUUUCGUUUCUUCACUACCUGAUCGAUCUCAAAUCUGCCGCGGGAAAGCAAUCUAGCUAAAGCUUUAGCCUUGUAAUUAGUGAACGAUGACUCGAAAGGUCGAGCAAUCUCUUUUUUCCCCUUCUGUUUCUUAUUGUUGGAUCGUAAAAUGUCCGACAAGGAUGAAUCAUGGCUGGUACGCACUUUGGGUCUCUGUCAUGAGCUGGUCUUCUCCUUCUCUAGAAUUCUGGGUCUUUCCAUAUAAAUCGAAUGGGAUCGCGACUGUCCACGAUGAUCUUUUAUUACUAUUUUCUUUUUUUCGAUUAUAAAGAAGGCCGGAGCUGAGAGCCUGAGUAUUGACAAAAGUAACGGAAAUUCUCCAUUGACGAGAAUCGAAUUGAAAUCUCUUAAUUCA
This is a messenger RNA of Punica granatum (pomegranate), 923 nucleotides long. Lineage: Eukaryota; Viridiplantae; Streptophyta; Magnoliopsida; Myrtales; Lythraceae. The record is from RefSeq and is a predicted model, not a curated record.